Molecule: messenger RNA, 792 nt
Organism: Miscanthus lutarioriparius
Lineage: Eukaryota; Viridiplantae; Streptophyta; Magnoliopsida; Poales; Poaceae
Source: the annotation of a GenBank genome assembly
AUGGCAAACAACGCCAUCAACCCAGAAGCAAGAGCGCGGACAACAGACAAUAGCGAUGAUACCACGGGGACAGGACGACGUAACAACGCGACGACAGGCAGUAGUACCCUUGGUGAGGGCGUCGCCGAUGCCAUGGACGCGAAAUCCAGCAAGGCGAACGUGGCCGCCGAGAAGGUGCUGUCAGUGUCGGCGAACCUGGCGAAGCUGCUGCCGUCGGGCGCGGUGCUGGUGUUCCAGACGCUGUCCGCGUCCUUCACCAACCAGGGCGCCUGCAACGUCGCCAACAAGUGGCUCAGCGCCUGUCUCGUCGCCUUCCUCACCGCCGCCUGCAUCUUCCUCACCUUCACCGACAGCAUCGUGCACAAGGGCAAGAUCUACUACGGCGUGGCGCUCCCGCGCCGCCUCAACGUGUUCGGCCUCACCAAGAGGGAGGAGCGCGAGCUGCUCAAGGCGCUCGGGGGCGAGCUCAAGGAGCGCCGCCUCAAGACGCUCGACUGGGUUCAUGCCUUCUUCACCGCCAUCGUCUUCAUCUCCAUAGCCAUGGGCGACGUCGGGCUCCAGAAGUGCUUCGUCCCGGAUCUGGACAGCGACCACAUGAAGAAUGUCAAGGAGCUGCUGAGGAACGCGCCGCUGGGGCUGGCGCUCCUGUCCAGCUUCGUCUUCAUGAUCUUCCCCACCAGAAGACGCGGCGUCGGCUUCGACAACGGCGGCCGCGGAGAUACCCCUCCAUCUGAGGAGGACAAAAAAAAGCAGCAGCAGUCAAAGGACAACAACGCUUCAGCCAACGUUUAA